Messenger RNA from Phyllostomus hastatus (greater spear-nosed bat), 1794 nucleotides. RefSeq names its product zinc finger protein 14-like. The record is from RefSeq and is a predicted model, not a curated record. Gene Ontology annotation, biological process: regulation of transcription by RNA polymerase II. Gene Ontology annotation, cellular component: nucleus. Lineage: Eukaryota; Metazoa; Chordata; Mammalia; Chiroptera; Phyllostomidae. Gene Ontology annotation, molecular function: DNA-binding transcription activator activity, RNA polymerase II-specific; RNA polymerase II cis-regulatory region sequence-specific DNA binding.
UUUAAUGGUCCCUGGAGGCUCUGCAAAGCCUCUGUCACGGUGUGAUCUGCUCUGAUUGUGGAGCGGAGGGAGGACUCGGGGACACACAGAAACCUAGACAUGGACUCGGUGGCCUUUGAGGAUGUGGCUGUGCGCUUCAGUCUGGAGGAGUAGGUGUUACUGCAGCCUGUGCAGAAGAAGCUCUACAGAGAUGUGAUGUGGGAAACCUUCAGGAACCUGGCCUCAGUCAGUAAAAAAUGGACAGAUGUUGUUAUGGAAGACCAGUAUGAAAACCAGGGAGGAAAACAAAGAAGUCACCUGGUAGAGAGACUCCAUAAAGGUGAAAAAAGUAGCCAAUGUGGGGAAAAUGUCAGCUUUAUUCCAAAUCUCAAUGUGAAGAAGAAAACUCUUCCUGGAGGAAAACCCUGGGAAUAUAGUGUGUGGGGGAAAGUCUUCAUAGAUCAGUCAUCCCAUAAUGGGGAUAUCACAUGUCACACUGGACACAAACCCUCUGAGUAUAAGAAAUAUGGAGGGAAGACAUAUAAGUGUAACAUGUGUGGGAGAGCUUUCAGGUAUCUUCAGUGUUUUGAAAAACAUGAACAAAAUCACGAUGUUGAGAAACCCUAUAAAUGUGUGGAAAUGUGUGGGAAAACCUUCAUGUGGUUCAAAACCCUUCAGAGACACAUGAUCACACACACUACAGAUGCUCCUUACAGAUGUAAGGUGUGUGCAAAAACCUUCAGUUCUUCAACUUCAUUGCAAAUAUGUGAAAGAACCCACAGAGGAGAGAAGCCUUACCAAUGUCAACACUGUGGAAAAACCUUCAGAUGUUAUAGAAGUUUUCAAAGACAUGAAAGAAAUCACACUGAAGAGAAACCCUAUCAGUGUAAAAAAUGUAGUAAAGCAUUCAUGUAUCCCAGUUAUCUUCGAAUCCAUGAAAGAACUCACACUGAAGAAAAACCCUAUGAGUGUAUGGAGUGUGGGAAGGCCUUCAGAUCUCCCAGUUCCUUACAGCCACACAAAAGGACUCACAUAGGAGAGAAACCCUAUGAAUGCAAGGAAUGUGGAAAAGCCUUCAGUAAUAAUAGGUCCUUACAAAUACAUGAAAGGACUCACACUGGAGAGAAACCGUAUGAAUGUAAACAUUGUGGUAAAACCUUCAGUGCUCCCAAUUAUGUUCGAAAACAUGAAAGAACUCAUAUUGCAGAAAAACCCUAUGAAUGUAAGGAAUGUGGAAAAUCCUUUAGGUUUUCUAAUUCCUUGCAAACACAUGAAAGGACUCACAUAGGAGAGAAACCCUAUGAAUGUAAAGAAUGUGGGAAAGCUUUCAGAUAUUCUGGUAACUUACAAACACAUGAAAGAACUCACAUAGAGAAACCCUACAAAUGUAAGGAAUGUGGAAAAUCCUUCAGAUAUUCCAGUUCUUUACAAAUGCACAAAAGGACUCACAAAGGAGAGGAACCCUAUGUGUGUAAAAAAUGUAGUAAAACAUUCAGAUAUCCCAGCAAUCUUCGAAUACAUGAAAGAAUUCACAGUGGGGAGAGACCUUAUGAAUGUAAAGAGUGUGGAAAGGCCUUCAUAUCUUACAGUUCCUUACAAACGCAUGAGCGGACUCACACUGGGGAGAAACCUUUUGAAUGUAAACAUUGUGGUAAAGCCUUUAUCUCUCGAAAAUCCCUGCAAAGACACAUGAAAAUUCACACUUGACAUAUAGCUUUUCAAUGUAAGGAAUGUGAGAAAGCACUCACUUGCCUUAAUUUGUAUCCCAGAUAUAAAAGGUUUUCACACUGGAAAGAAACACUGUGAGUGAAAACA